GGCAGUAAUGACAACAUUGUGUAAAUGAGAGGCGUUAAAAGGCCCCUCGACAAAAGGUACACCGGAAGUACCUCUUUGGUCCUUGAGUUCAUCCGCACCGAUAGAGAAGGAGCAAGAUGGCUCACAGGUUGCUAGUGCGCAGGAUUUGGACCCUCUCAGCAAAAGACAUCCGCCGCCUCCCAGCGUCCUCCUCUGCUGUCGUCUCCGCUUCCUUUUCCUCCUCCCUGCAGCCAUCCUCAGCCCGGGUCUCCUUCCUCUCCCCCACACAUGCUCUGCCUCGCAGUCUUCCUCACACAUCCCGUCGUCAGGUCUCCUUCAAUGUGCAGGAUAAUGAAGAUUUUACAGAGAGGGUCAUCAACAGUGAGCUGCCAGUGCUGAUUGACUUCCAUGCUCAGUGGUGCGGUCCUUGUAAAAUCCUUGGACCGAGGUUGGAGAAGGCUAUCGCAAAACAAAAAGGCCGUGUCGCCAUGGCAAAAGUCGACAUUGACGAUCACACAGACCUGGCUAUUGAAUAUGGGGUAUCUGCAGUUCCAACGGUCAUUGCCAUGAAAGGAGGCGAUGUCGUCGACCAGUUUGUGGGGAUCAAAGAUGAUGAGGAACUGGACUCGUUUGUCAGCAAGAUCAUUGGGAAGUAAAGCAGCUUUCCCAGGCCUGUCACUUUG
Molecule: messenger RNA, 662 nt
Organism: Syngnathus typhle (broad-nosed pipefish)
Lineage: Eukaryota; Metazoa; Chordata; Actinopteri; Syngnathiformes; Syngnathidae
Gene: txn2
Product: thioredoxin 2
Exons: 4
Coding region: 117-635 (172 amino acids)
Biological process (GO): cell redox homeostasis
Cellular component (GO): mitochondrion
Molecular function (GO): protein-disulfide reductase activity
Source: RefSeq, a predicted model, not a curated record